Anolis sagrei ordinatus is the source of this 2798-nucleotide messenger RNA. RefSeq names its product proline-rich nuclear receptor coactivator 2. The record is from RefSeq and is a predicted model, not a curated record. Lineage: Eukaryota; Metazoa; Chordata; Lepidosauria; Squamata; Anolidae. Gene Ontology annotation, cellular component: nucleus; P-body. Gene Ontology annotation, biological process: nuclear-transcribed mRNA catabolic process, nonsense-mediated decay.
ACAGGAAUCAGCAUUUGUUCUUUCAGGUCUGGCAGCAGGAAAGAGCGCAGGAGGUGGAGUCCGUUGAGUUUGAAAAGAGAACUGAAAGGUGACACUUAAGUUGGAGAUGGGCGGUGGAGAAAGGUUCAACAUUCCAUCUAGCCAGCCCAGAAAUGCUACCAAGAGCCAUCAACAACUGAACAACAGGAAAAAAAGCAAAGAUCAAAAUUCCCAGAUGAAGAAGAUCCACAAAAAGGAGAGGGGACAUGGGUGCACUCCAUCCUCUGCGGCAUGGCAGGCCAUGCAAAAUGGGGGAAAGAACACAAUACAUUUCCCAACCAACCAGACUUGGAAUCCAGCUUUAUCCCACUCAUUCUUCAUACCUCAAAGCAAUCAGAACUACGCUGGAGCGAAAUUCAGUGAGCCACCGUCUCCAAGUGUUCUCCCCAAGCCGCCAAGCCACUGGGUAUCUGUUUCACUUAAUCCCGCUGACAAAGAAAUCAUGACUUUUCAACUUAAGACCUUGCUUAAAGUUCAAGCUUGAGGUACCACAUUAACUGUACAUUGGGAAAAAUGGCACACUUAGUUUUGUAUUGCACAGAAUGUAUCCAGUAGUAGUUUCCAAAAUCAAUACAGAGACACAUCUAAUAGAAAUAGGUUAACUGUGUUAGUAGGUGGUUGAAUUAUGGAUGGGAAGAGCACUUCCCAUUGACUCUUUUGGUCAGUGUAUGUGUGUGUGUGUGCUCAUUCAGCAUAGUUUCCAGUUCUCUUUGCUACUGCUGCACUGUCGCAAAUGAGUAGGUAGUCAGAACGUGUCAGGCCAUGAUCUUCGGUCUUUUUGACCAUUUAAUUUCAAUUGCUUUUUGUUUUCAGAUUGCUUCAUUGUGCAUGCCUUUUUCAGACUUGAAAUCAGUGCCAGCCAACCAAAUUUCCAGCCAUUGCAGUGCAAUACAGUUGCAAAAUUGGUUUAAUUUGCCCACAUACUGUGAAAUAGUGUAGGCAUUUAAUGUCAAAUUAGUAUCUUUUUUUCUUAGAACAUUUAGGUUUUUUGAAAGUAUGACAUCUAAAAUUGUUAGAGUAUGCUGUCUAGAUUGUAAUGUGCGUGUCUUAGUUUACUAAACAGUGGGUCCUCCAGAUCCAUGAUUUCCAGCAGAUCAUCAUGCUCCAUAUUAGUAAGUGAUGGCGCAUUGCUGCCAUUUAAUAAUAUUGGGUAUGAUCAUCCGCAUUUUUGAUUUCUGUGACAGGUCCUGGAACGGAACCCUUGCAGAUAAGGCAGGCACAUUGUAACCCAUGAUCUCCUCACUUGGAAUGGCAGUUUGGGCAGGCAUCUAUCUACCCAAAACCCUGUGACCAAAAUGUAGAAUACUUACAUUAGGAAAUUUCAGUCUGUAUAACAUUUCUUGAGUAAGAAUAGAAACCUGGGCAUGCAGUUGAUCUCUAAGUUGGUUUUUUUAAAAGCACAUGCCUAGAUAUGUAUUAUAUUGAACACAAGCAACUUUUAUGUGUGUCAAUUUGAAUAACUUUUCUAUUGCCAGGUGACUGCCAAAAGCAUCUUGAGUGUUUUACUUCACAGAGAAUUUCACAGAAGUGUGUUUGAAACACAUUUUGUGUUCUGUAUCAUCUGCUGAAGUGUUGAGGCCAGUCAAAUUGAAGAACAUGUAAUAUAAGCCUGUGUAGCAAAGGUGAAAUCAUCUUUUAGAUAUGGAAGAAAGAGCCAUGUAAAUACAUGUAAAACUUGUAGCAUAUGUAAAUAUAUGCUGGGCUUUCCUGCCAAAAUAAAGUAUUUUUAGUACAAAAUUGCUGAAUGUAAAAAGACCAUGCUUAAGUGCAUGGCAUGAUGGUUUAAAAAAAAAUAAUUUUGUAAAAAAAAAAAAAGAAAAAGCAAAAACUGAAAGCACAUGUUUGUGCCAUUGCACUUAAAGUACCAGCAAAAGUAUAUGCCCAUUUAUAACAGCUGAUAAGAUGGGGUUUAAAGUCAACUGGGUACUGGAAAAGAUGUUUUAAAAAGGUAAAACAAAAAUAAUUUUUUGAAAUUUUAAAGGUGCAUUACUCUGCUUACUUAACAGGAGCAGAACUCUGGAGCUGAACAGUAUCCUUAGGUUUCAGUCAGUACCCUUUAUUUGAACACAGGGUUUUUUUUUAUUAAAGUAAAACUAAUGUUUAGACUGUAGCCAGUACAUCGAUUGCUCUUAUUUUAUUGUAACGUGAAUAAAGGCAAAUGAGUAUUAAGAAACCUCAGUGCCCUGGAUGCCAAGAUUCCAUCUUGUUUUUGUGAAGGCCCGAGACUCCUGUUGGAUUUUAUUAUUUAGGUUUGAAGUAUGAAUUUUAUCUUUGCACUUUUCUUGGCAGUUUCGAAUGAGGUCACUUGAUUGCCUUGUAGAAACUGUUUCUCAGUUUGGUUGUCUUCUAAACUUUAGUGACACCCAACUUUAAAACAUGGUGACAUCUGAAAUGUUUACAGUGCCUAAGUAUAUCAGUGGCCUGAAGACCCUAAAGCUCUUCACAGUGAAUUAGCAAAUGGCAGUACUAAAGGUAAUUUCCAAGGGUAGUCCAUCUCAGGCAUCAUAUCUUAGCUACAUAUAUAUUUGAAUUGUUUUUUGCAGACCGAAUUUUAAAAAGCAUUAACCAAGAAACCAAAUAAAUUGGAUAUUUUGCUCAAAAUUAUUUUGUCCUAUAUCCGAGUUUUUCCUGAUAUUUUAAAAUUGCUAUAUCCCAGAUGUAAUUUCGAUGUUCUAAAUUUUGUAUGCUUAAUGUACUGCUCAAAUAUGAAUUAGAAACAAAAUUUAAAUAAAAAUCCCUAACCUUUUCUCCCCCUAUAA